AUGGCUGACUAUGAAGAACAAAGGUUGAAGAGGAUAAUGGAUAAUAAGAGAAAAAUGGAAGAACUGAAUCUCAGGCCACUUGCUUAUGAAGCAGUGGAUAUAAUGAAGCACAAAAAGAAAAAGAUCCAGGAAAUCGUGAAGCCUAAGCAACAUACUACGACAAAUGAUGUGUACAUACCCAACGAAGAAAAAGAAGCAGAACAUUCAAGGGAAGAGGAUGUCACUGAGAUGGCGCAAACAAUCUUGAGACCUUGUUCAAAACAGGUUAUGGCUAGUGGAAUAAGAAAUUCUCAAAGGAGUACACAGAGAGCACAAGUCCAUAACGCUUCAAUGGCUAGUUUAGUGAUGACACGCUCUCAAAUUUGCAAAAAUAGAGAGAUAUCUUCACAAGCUAUGCCGCAGCAAAACGUGGAUGUAGGUAAUGAAAACAUCUUGCCAAGUCAAGAUGCAAUCGGGAACACUCUAAAAGUAAAGAAAGGGACAAACAAGACGAUGCUAGUGGAAAACACACAAAACCCGCCAGAAAACUAUUCAAGAGUGUGUGAAAAGGAAGAUGAUAACGGAUGGAGGUUUGGUUUAGUUGAUGAAGAUGAGGACUUCCAAAGCUCAGGUGACGAUUAUGUUGCUGAAGAACAACUAAAUGCAGCUCGACUUGCCCUCAAUACCAAUGAAAGCACCCAGAUAGCUGAUAAACAGCUUGAUCGAGAUGUUAAUAGUUGGAACCUAAACGAUCGACGACCCAUCUUCUUGAAUGAAAAGCGCCAGCCAGUUGGUCCUGAUAAAGGCACUCUAAGCAAAUUUAGCCAGUUUUGUGGUUCAUUGGCUAGAGAUUCUGUUCUUGCACCGCUGAAUUUUCUUGAUUGGCGUCAUGUUCCUGACAAAAAUAAACUCUGGGAGUAUGUGAAGAAAGCACUAGGUGUGGUAAUGAAUACAAGAAAUACGUUUCAGAAGAAAUUCAUUAUUUCGGAUGAAGGGAAAGAGUAUGUGUUAUCUUCAAUUGGUGCUCUUUGGCGCGCUCACAAAUCUAGAAUAAAGAAAAAGCACUACUUUCAGUAUGACAACGAUGAAGAUAGAUGGGAUGGUCGACCAGAAUCAAUUUCAGAUACACAAUUUAAGGAUUUAUUGAAUUACUGGAAUUUAGAGGAGGUUAAGGAUGAUAAUAGUGGAGCCAACUCACAAUCUAUCCCACUUCAAGUUGAUAAUGAUUGCAUCGAAGGAAGAGAGCUAAGAAGUGAAGGUGACGAUUUA
Messenger RNA from Striga asiatica, 1248 nucleotides. Lineage: Eukaryota; Viridiplantae; Streptophyta; Magnoliopsida; Lamiales; Orobanchaceae. The record is from the annotation of a GenBank genome assembly.